AUGUGGCUCACCUACUACGCCCUCGGCCUUACCUUCCUCGUCCCCGUCACCCCGCCGCAGACGCACCUCUCGCUCUCGCUCCGGAGCCUCGGCUUCACCACGACGCGGUCGAACCUGCUCUCCAUGCCGUCCAAGACGAGCCCGUGGACGUACUUCGCCGUCUUCUCGCUCGUCACGGGCUUCCCGUACGUGCACCAGGUGCAGGUCACGUGGGCGUCGUCCGAAGUCAGGACGCGGACGCUGUACAACAUGUUUGUCCAGGCGGGCGGGAUCGUCGCGGCGAACAUCUACCGGGACGACGAUAAGCCUCUCUACAAGCGUGACCAGAUCUGGAAUGAGUGGAUGAAGGAGGCGAGGGACGAGGGCAACGCGCGGAUGGACUUCCGCUUCGCGUAUUGA
This is a messenger RNA of Epithele typhae, 399 nucleotides long. Its product is annotated as phthalate transporter. Lineage: Eukaryota; Fungi; Basidiomycota; Agaricomycetes; Polyporales; Epitheliaceae. The transcript has 9 exons. The record is from RefSeq and is a predicted model, not a curated record. The coding region runs from base 1 to 399 and encodes 132 amino acids.